This is a messenger RNA of Heteronotia binoei (common prickly gecko), 17250 nucleotides long. Its product is annotated as SCO-spondin-like. Gene Ontology annotation, molecular function: protein binding. The record is from RefSeq and is a predicted model, not a curated record. NCBI's taxonomy places the organism in Eukaryota, Metazoa, Chordata, Lepidosauria, Squamata, Gekkonidae. The coding region runs from base 1 to 17250 and encodes 5749 amino acids. Gene Ontology annotation, cellular component: extracellular matrix. The transcript has 112 exons.
AUGGUGCCCGGAGAGGAGGGGGCCUCCUGCGCCGCCGGCCUCGAUCCCCCCCCCCCUCCUCCUCCUGCUGCUUCGCCCGCUGCGGCCCGCCCGAUCGUGCACGCGGGGCUGCCCCGCUCCAGCCCCGUCCCGUCCCGUCCGGCCGCCAGACGGUGGUGCGAGAGGACAGUCCAGGUGACGGAGGAGGAAGUGGUCAGCCCCCGGCGCGAGGAAGUGGUGCCCUGCUCCGAUGUCUACCAGUACAACAUGGCCGGCUGGCACCUGGACCGAGGCAGGAUGCACCAAGCCUUCGGCAGAGAGGAAGGCCUCACCCACCACCAUGCCCAGCUGGGAUCCAGCACUGCCCUGUGCUACAUCUACAAGCCCGAGGACACGAGACCCCUGGUGUGGAACCACACGGUGCGUGCUUGCUGUGAGGGGUGGAGUGGACCCCACUGCUCAGAAGGAAUGGGGCUGACGGGCCAUUGCUUUCCCACCUGGCAGUGCCAGGAGGCGCCAGGGAUGCAGAACUUCUCAUUGGUCAGCAUGGAGGAGUGUUGCAGCCGCCCAGGGGGGCACAGCUGGAAGGAAACCUCCUCCAACGUCUGCUUCAGCUGCUCCUACGUGCCCAAGAAAGGGGACCUGCCUUUGCCAUUCCUCCUCAGGCCCUCGGCCCCCUCGGGGCUUCUGGCCCAUUUGGGGCGUCUCCGGCAGCCCUUUGCCACCUGCGUGACCUGGGGUGGCAUCCACUACCGCAGCUUGGAUGGCAGACAUUUCCGCUUCCACGGGAACUGCACGUACACCUUUGCUGCUGCCUUCGACGGCACCUGGGCUGUCCACGUCUCCUCCGGCCGGGGGGGCUGCUUGCCCGGCCUCUGCCACAGAGCUCUGCACAUGCUGUUCGGGCUGGACUCCGUGAAGGCUGAGGGCCGGAGUGUCUCUGUGAAUGGCGUUGUGGUGCCAGAAGGGGAGCCCCGGAUGCAGAAAGGGAUCAGCAUUUGGUGGCUGGGAGACUUCCUCUUUGUGGAAAGCGGCCUGGGUGUUCGGAUCAAGUUCGAUGGGCGCGACACCGUCUACCUUACUGUAGGGGCAGAGCUGAGAGGCGCCACGCGAGGGCUGUGUGGGCUCUACAACGACGACCCUGCAGAUGACUUCCUACGUGUGGGAGGGGACACAGUGACACUGGCGAGUAGCUUUGGCAAUUCGUGGCGCAUCCCAGAUGCUGCAUCGAGUUCCUGCACAGAUGCUGCAGAGGAGGUGCACCGCUGUGAUCCGGGGGGAGGCCGUGCCGCUCAGCAGGAGACGGAGUCCGUGUGCCAGAGACUGAUGGGCAGCCCUUUCAGCCAAUGCCACUCAGAGGUGGACCCCAGCGGAUUCUACGACACCUGUAUGUACCUGCAGUGCAGUGGAGCCGGGAUGGAUGCCUUCUGCCAGACCUUUGCCAGCUACGCCCGCGAGUGUGCCCAGCAGCACAUUUUUCUCAGCUGGAGGCGCCCUGCAUUCUGUGAGAAGUCCUGUGGCCCAGGGAAAGUGUACUCCGACUGUGUCUCCUCGUGCCCCGCCAGCUGUGCAGCCGUGGGCCCUGCUGAGGAAGGAGGCUGCCAGGAGGAGUGUGUGAGUGGCUGUGAGUGCCCGCCGGGCCUCUACCUGGAGGAGGGGGCCUGUGUCCCAGAAAGCCAGUGUCCCUGCUUCCACCGGCGCCAGAAGUAUGCCCCAGGAGAGGCCUUGCAGCAGCGUUGCAACCAGUGCACGUGCCAAGGGGGCCACUGGCUUUGUUCGCAGGACCAGUGUGCCGGAGAAUGCGCCAUGAUCGGGGACUCUCACUACCUGACAUUCGACCGCAAGCGCUACUCCUUCCACGGUGCCUGCCAUUACUUCCUGGUGCAGGAUUUUGUGGAUGGGAAGCUUCAGGUUUCAGCAGAGAACGAGGCCUGUGGGAGCCAGGGAGCCGGGAGCUGCCUCCGGGCUGUGACUGUCACAGUGCACAAGGUCUCUGCUCGGCUAUCCCUCACAGGGGAGGUGUUGGUGAAUGGCCAGGAGGUGGCCCUCCCCUAUGCCAGCGCCGAUCUGACCAUCCAUCGGGCCUCCUCAUCCUUCCUGCUUCUCCAGACCUUUGGUGCCCACCUUCUGUGGGGCACGGACUUCCCUGUGGUUUACAUCACCCUCCAGCCCCAGUUUGCCAACAAGGUGCGAGGGCUGUGUGGCACCUACAGCUGGAACCAGCAGGACGAAUUCUCCACCCCCGAGGGAGACGUGGAGUCCAGCGUGGUGGCCUUUGCCAACAAGUUCCGGGUCUCCCAGGACUGCCCCUCCCUGCAGACUUUCACCUUUGACCCCUGCAGUACUUACACCCAACGCAGGCAGUUUGCAGAGGCUGCCUGCAAAAUCCUCCACAGCCCCUCCUUCCAGCCCUGCCAUGACCUUGUGGAGCGAGACCCCUUCUUCCAGCUCUGUCUCCACGAAGUGUGCGGCUGCUUGGCCGACCAGGACUGCCUCUGCCGCGCCGUGGCUGCUUAUGCCAGGGAGUGCGCCCAGGAGGGAGUCUCCGUCUCCUGGAGGAACCAGACCUUCUGCCCGGUGCAGUGCUCAGGGGGCCAGGUCUACCAAGAGUGUGCUUCUCCCUGUGGACUGACGUGUGCCGACCUGCGCAUGGAGGCUCUUGGCGCUUGCCAGGCUCUGGAUGGGCUCUGUGUGGCUGGAUGCAACUGCCCAGCAGGUCUGGUCCUGGACGAUGACGGUCAGUGCAUCCGGCCGGAGAUGUGCCCCUGCCUGGAUGGGGAGGAGGCGCUUCCACCUGGCAGCCAGACCCGGAAAAGCUGCAACACCUGCAUCUGUGUGAACGGGGCUUGGAACUGCACCAAGGAGAGCUGCCUUCAGGCUGUGGUCUGUCCUGGGGAGCUGGUCUUCGCCUACGGCUCCUGCUUGCGCACUUGCGAGAGCCCUGAGGGCAACCUCAGCUGCCCCGGCCUCUCUGACGGCUGCGUCUGCCCCCCCGGCACCGUCCUCUUGAACCAGCACUGCGUCUCCCCGGAGGAGUGCCCCUGUCACCACAAUGGCCGGCUGUACCACCCCAACGACACCAUCACCAAGGACUGCAACACCUGCACUUGCCGCAUUCGGCGCUGGGAGUGCAGCCGCCGCCACUGUCCCGGGACGUGUGUCGCCACGGGGGAUCCCCACUACAUCACCUUUGACGGCCGGGCCUACAGCUUCCUGGGAGACUGCGAGUACAUCCUGGCACGGGAGAGCAGCGGGGCCUUCAGCAUCACUGCCGAGAACGUGCCCUGCGGCACCAGCGGCACCACCUGCACCAAAUCUGUCAUGGUGCUCAUCGGCAACACGGUGAUCCACCUCCUCCGAGGAAAAGGCAUAACAGUGAAUGGGGUCUCAGUGCGGCCCCCCAAGACUUACACUGGGAACGGCCUGACCUUCGAGAGAGCCGGCCUCUUCAUCACUCUCAUCUCCCGGGUGGGGCUGAUGGUGCUCUGGGACGGAGGCACGCGGGUCUACAUCAGGCUGGACCCCAAGUACCAGGGCCGCGUGGCUGGCCUGUGUGGGAACUUUGAUGGGGACACAGAGAAUGACUUCACCAGCAGGCAGGGCAUCGUGGAGCCCACCGCUGAUCUCUUUGGCAACUCCUGGCGGGUCAGCCUGCUGUGCCCAGAAGUCAACAGCGAGGACUUUGAGCACCCGUGCACGGUGAACUCCCACCGGCUGACCUGGGCUCGGAAGCGCUGUGGGAUUCUGCUGCAGGACCUCUUUGCCCCCUGCCGGGAGGAGCUCCCGUGCCAGCAGUUCUAUGAGUGGUGUGUCUUUGAUGCCUGCGGGUGUGACUCUGGGGGGGACUGUGAGUGCCUGUGCACAGCCAUUGCCACGUACGCUGAGGAGUGCAGCAAGCGGGGUGUGUCUGUGCGCUGGAGGAGCCAGGAACUGUGCCCCAUGCAGUGUGACCAUGGGCUGGAGUAUGAUCCUUGUGGCCCCGCCUGCCCCCCCUCCUGCGAGAACUUUGGCCUGGAGCCCCCGGAACACUGCCAGUCCAUCGCCUGCACGGAGGGAUGCUUCUGCCCAGAGGGGAAGGUGUUGCAUGACGGCCGAUGCAUCGACCCCUCCGAGUGCCCCUGUUACUGGGAGGGCGCCAUGUUCCCACUGGGUGCUCUGGUGAUGCAGGAGUGCAGGAACUGCUCCUGUGAGGCAGGCCUGUGGCAGUGCACGGAAUCCCUGGAGCAUUGUGCCGCCCCACCCCACUGUGCUGAGACGGAGUUUGCCUGCCGCACGGGGGAGCGCUGCGUGCCCAGCGCGUGGGUCUGCGACAACGAGGAUGACUGCAGGGAUGGCUCGGAUGAGUUCUGCACCUUGAGCUGCGCCCCACAUCAGUACCAGUGUGCCAGUGGGCAGUGUGUGCCAUGGGGCUACCGCUGCGAUGGCACUGCCGACUGCAUGGACCACUCUGACGAGAGGGACUGCCCCGUGGCCACCUGUGCCCUGCGCGAAUUCCGCUGCUCCAGUGGCCGCUGCAUCCCCCGGGAUCACGUCUGCGAUGGAGAGCUGGACUGCGGCUUUGGGGACCACUCGGAUGAGGCAGGCUGUGGACCGGCCUGUCAGCCUGGUGAGUUCCGGUGCGCAGUUGGGCACUGCUUGCCAUAUCUGCACCGCUGUGAUGGGCAUGACGACUGCGGAGACUUCAGUGACGAGCAGGACUGCAGGUGCCCCACUGGGGAUUUCCAGUGCCCAGACGGUCAGUGUCUCCCCCAAGUUCUGGUCUGUGACAAGAAACAGGACUGCCCCACUGGAGCGGAUGAGGCCUUCUGCCCAGGCCAGGUGACCUGUGCCCCUGGGCAGCUUCCUUGUCCAGAUGGCAUCUGCCUUGGGCGUGCACAGAUGUGCGAUGGGGUGUGGGACUGCUCGGAUGGCGCCGAUGAGAACCCAUCUCAGUGCUGGCUGGCCCAGACCACACCUCUGGUGGCCACAGUUCCCUCAAGUCUCCCUGUGACUCCCCAGCCACCUGUUGACAGGACCCUGGUGCCACCCUGUGGCCAAUAUGAAUUCCACUGCCACAGCGGGGAGUGCCAGCCACGGGGCUGGAUGUGCGACGACGAAGCCGACUGCCUGGAUGGCAGCGAUGAACUGAACUGCAGCCGCCUGUGUGGGCUGGACCAGUUCCCCUGCCAGCUGGGCAACGAAUGCAUCCACUACAGCCGCCUAUGCGACGGAGUGCCCCAUUGCCACGACCAGUCGGACGAAAGCAUCGACACCUGUGGCUCCACCCAGAUCCCGCCCUGCCCGGGGUUCUUCAUCUGCAGCAACCGCAUGUGCAUCAACGUCUCCAGGGUGUGCGACGGCUCCCCUGACUGCCCCCAGGGAGAUGAUGAGCUGGCCUGUGAAAGCCGUGGGGCUCCGCCAGGCGAGAGGAACCAGACGGAGGGACCCUGCCCAGAGUACUCUUGUGGGGACGGCGGCUGCAUUGCUUUUAAGCAGGUGUGCAAUGGUCUGGCCGACUGCGCUGACGGCAGCGAGGCCUCCGGCUGGCUUCCCUCCGACGAGUGGGACUGUGGCCUGUGGAGCCCCUGGGGCCCCUGGAGCUCCUGCAGCCGCUCCUGUGGAACCGGCCUCCAGGUCCGGCAGAGGGCCUGCACCAGGCGGGCAGACGACGUCCUCCGGCACUGCCUGGGCGAGGAGACCCAGGCGCAGCAGUGCUUCGUGGUGGCCUGCCCAGUGGAUGCCACAUGGACCGAGUGGACGGCAUGGUCCAACUGCACUCGGGACUGCCGUGGGGUGCUGGUGCGAAGCCGGGAUUGCCUUCCACCCCAGAAUGGGGGCCGCCACUGCACAGAGAUGCCGGAGGCUUCGUCCAGCGCCAUUGAAAUCCAGCCCUGCCAACUGGAAGGGUGCCACAAUGCUUCCACCUGCCCCGGGGAGCUGGUGAGCCGGAAGUGCGCCCCCUGCCCCACCUCCUGUGCGGAGCUGUCCAGCCGCGCCAGGUGCAAGAAGGACAGGCCUUGCAGCCCAGGCUGCUGGUGCCCCGAGGGGCUGCUUUUGAACAGCGAGCAGCGCUGUGUGCGCCCGCGGGAAUGCCCUUGCCAGGUGGAGGGCACCCGCUACUGGCCUGGCCAGCUGGUGAAGGUCAGCUGCCGGAUCUGCACGUGCCAGGAUGGGCAGAUGAAGCGCUGCCGUCAAAACCCGGAGUGCACAGUGAACUGUGGCUGGUCGUCCUGGUCCCCCUGGGGGGAGUGCCUGGGCCCCUGCGGAGUGCACAGCAUCCAGUGGUCCUUCCGCAGCCCCAACAACCCCAGCAAGCACGGGAACGGCCGCCAGUGCCGGGGCAUCUACCGCAAGGCCCGGAGGUGUGAGACGGAGCCGUGCGAGGAGUGUGAGCACCACGGCCGGACCCAUGCCAUCAGCGACCGCUGGCGCUCCGGGCAGUGCCAAGUGUGCCAGUGCCUGCCCAACCUGACCGUGCAGUGCUCCCCGUAUUGCCCCUACAGCACCGUGCCCUGCCCUGAGGGCCGAGUUCUCGUGGAGGGCCGAGGGGACGCUUGCUGCUACUGCACGGAAGCCGGUGAGAACCGAACAGCGACACCCACCGAGGCAGCCGCUGCACCCCUGGGGCCCAGUGGGACCAGCCCAGCUGUCGUCUCCACCCCUGUGCCGCUCAGCACCUUCCCUCUGCCCCCGCUUGGCGACCUCUGCUACGGCCCCCUGGGCAUCGCCUCCUUGCCAGACGCCAGCUUCAGUGCCUCCUCCCAGCAGCCGGAGAACCCAGCCCACUCUGCUCGCCUCAACCGGGCCCUGCCCCACUCGGACUUGCAGGGCUGGGGCCCCCCAGCAGACGUGUAUCCUGAGCUGCUCUCCAGACCCCCCUUCUUGCACGUGGAUCUGGGGGAGCCCAGAAACAUUACAGGGGUGGUGGUGCAAGGGGCCGGAUCUUCCGAUGCCUACGUGACCAGCUUCUUCCUGCAGUUCAGUCCAGAUGGCGUGAGAUGGCACGACUACUCUGAGAUGUCCCCUCUGUUCCAGGGGAACUUUGAUGACUCGACCCCUGCGGUGCGGACCUUCCAGCACAUGGUGCACGCCCAGCAUGUCCGCCUCCUGCCUCACGACUUCCACAACGGGAUCUUCUUGCGCAUGGAGCUGCUGGGCUGUGGGAAAGUGUCUCCAGAGCUCCCCGUCACCCCAUCUCACGUGCCGGGAGGGAGGCCUUGCCGAACAGGAGAGUUCCAGUGCCAGAACGGACACUGUGUCCCCGCAGGGCCUAACGGCACCAUCUGCAAUGGAGUCAACGACUGCGGGGACUUCUCUGAUGAAUUCCGCUGUGGAGCUGCCCCAUCGCUGGAGCCUGCCACUCCCCAGGUCUGCCUGCCCUCCCAGUUCCACUGUGCCUUGGCCAACACCUGCAUUGAGGCCACCCAGAGGUGUGAUGGGGCUCCCCACUGCCCGGAUGCCGCGGAUGAGAUCGGCUGCAUCGCUACAGCCAGAGUUCCCCCAGGGAGCACCAUCAGCCCUUGGACCCUCGAGAGGCAGCCAUGGAAGCCGUCUGUGCCCUACGCAACGCAGGUGUCGCCUGGUGGAUGGCCAUCUCCUGAAGGCUUCAGCCCCACCCCGCCAGGUCUCUGCAGCCAGCCCCUUGGUCUGGGAGACGGGCGCAUCCUCAGCCAGCAGCUGAGCUCCUCUUCCUACCGGGAUGGAAACCCUCCAGAUGCCGCUCGCCUCAACCCUAAGCCCAAUGGGCAGGACUCAAACGCCGGCUGGAGCCCCCACGAGGCCGACCCCAGCCCCUACUUCCAGGUGGACUUCCAGCGGCUCACCUUCAUCACAGCCGUGGUCACCCAGGACGGGGACUUCCUCACACACUACCAGCUGGCCUACAGCAGGGACGGUGUUGACUUCCAGAACUACACAGGGGCGAGGCUGCACAAGGCGUCCUCCCUGCAAGCUGAGGCACAGGUUCUGCUCGGCAGCUCUGACAGGUCCACUCUGGUGCGCCAGGAGCUGAGUCCGCCCAUCUUGGCCCGCCUGCUGCGCCUGGUGCCCACCGCCUCUCAGGGCAGCAUCUCCCUGCGGAUGGAGGCCCUCGGCUGCCCCUGGAAAACGGAGCCUGUGGGUGAUGUGACGACCCCCUCCAGCAGAGUCCGAGUCCCUGGAACAGCCGGCACGGAGCCACCCCACAGGGGGCCAUUCUCUUUCCCCUGGAGGCUCACGGGGGCACCAGGCCUGACUCAAGAGUUCCAACACUUUGGAGUAGCAACCAUGAAGCCUGGAGAGACGUCGGCCCCUGGGACAGCCAGACCUGGGGUCAAGGUCUCCGAGCAGCCCCGAGAACCCACCAUGCCUGCGUUCUUUCCCAUGGGGACUCCCAGCCUCUUCUGGCCCCCUUCUCCAGGACUGGAGCAGCGGCUGGCACCCCCUGGGCCAAGCGUCACAUCCAGAAGCCCCAGCGACACGGGGCUGCCUGGGCUCCACACCCUCCCAUACCAGUCGAGUCUACCAGAGCUGGGACCCCCAUUCACAGGGCCAACUCACACUCGAGGCCCCGACAUGCCGCGGAUCCUUUGCACUCAGGGGCAGUUUGCCUGCGAGCUGUUUGGCUGCGUGGAGGCCUCCUUCGUCUGUGACGGCCAAGAGGACUGCCUGGAUGGGUCUGAUGAGAUGCACUGUGGCGGCCCAACAGUUGCACCGAUGGCUACAGCGGCCCCCCCGCCUCCGCUGGGCCCUCCCAGCACCUGCUCCGCCAAGCAGUUCUCCUGCGGCAGUGGGGAAUGCCUGGCCCUCGAGAGGCACUGUGACCUGCGCCAGGAUUGCCAGGAUGGCUCCGAUGAGGCCAGCUGUGUGGACUGCAUUUUGUCUGCCUGGACCUCUUGGAGUGAAUGCAGCCGAUCCUGUGGGCUGGGAGUGACUUUCCGCCGUCGGGAUGUGCUCCGCCAGGCCCUUACUGGGGGCCAGUGCAACCGAGACGAGUUUGACAGCCGCUCCUGCUUCCACGGGGCCUGCCCAGUGAACGGGGCCUGGGCCCCCUGGGGCGAGUGGUCGGACUGUGAUGCUGAAUGUCGAGGGGGCGUUCGAAGCCGCACCAGGACUUGCGCAGACCCCCCACCCAAGAAUGGGGGGCAGCCGUGUCCGGGGGAUGCCGUGCAGAUGGAGACAUGCAACCUGCAGCCCUGUGGAGACGCCCGGGACUGCGGCCGGGACAUGGUCUACGUGCAAGCCGGGCACUGCCAACGAGGCCUGGUGGCUCCAUGUCCCCAGUCGUGCCAGCAGCUGAGUGCCGAGUCAAACUGUCACAGCAGCUGCGUUGAAGGCUGCCGAUGCCCUCCUGGGCUCUUCCUGCAGGACGGAGGCUGUGUGAACAUCAGCCAGUGCCACUGCUUCUUUGACCAUGAGCGGCGUCUCCCGGGGGAGAUGUUCCUGAGACACAACUGCAGCCAGUGUGUCUGUUUGGAUGGCACAGUGACCUGUGACUCAGUGGCCUGCCCCGUGAACUGCGGCUGGUCAGCGUGGUCUCCGUGGACGCCCUGCAGCCGGAGCUGUGGGGUUGGGAUGCAGCAGAGAUUCAGGUCCCCCUCCAACCCAGCGGCUGCCAAUGGUGGUGCUCCGUGCCAAGGAGAUGCCCAGGAAGUGCGCGAGUGCCACACAGCCUGCGUCUCAGAAAUCCUCAGCCCCUGGCGUGACUGGACCCCCUGGUCCCCCUGCUCCAAGACCUGCUUCUAUGCCACGGAUGGGGUGGGAGUGAGGAAGCGAUUCCGGCACUGCGGUGGCCCUGCGGCGGAGUCUGUGGGCUGCGAUGGCGAGACGGCGCAGGAGGAGCCCUGCGACACGCCCCCCUGCCCAGUGGAAGGCAUCUGGACCCCCUGGACAGCCUGGUCCGAAUGCUCCGCUCGUUGCGAUUCGGGGGCUCAGACGCGCAACCGCUCCUGCUCCAACCCAGCCUAUGGGGGCCCUGAGUGCUCCGGGCCUCUCCUCCAGACUCGCGACUGCAACACACAACCCUGCAAAGCACGGUGCCCGGGGAACAUGGUCUAUCAGACGGCCAAGGAGUGCCAGCAGAAAGGAGGUGCCUGCCCGCGCCUCUGCCUGGACCAGGGCACCAGGGUGGAGUGUGCCUCCCAGUGCAGCGAGGGCUGCUCCUGCCGCGAGGGCCUCUUCCUCCUGAAUGACACCUGCCUGCCCCUCAGCGAGUGCCCGUGCUACCACCAGGGGGAGCUCUACCAGCCAGGGGACACCGUCUGGCUGGACUCCUGCAACAACUGCACAUGCCUAGAUGGGGAGAUGGUGUGUGGCGUGGAGCCUUGUCCAGUGGACUGUGGCUGGACGCGCUGGGCCCCCUGGAGUGCCUGCAGCCGCUCCUGCAACGUGGGGACCCGCCGCCGCUUCCGCUCUGGCUCUGAGCCGGCAGCCUCUGCCGGAGGACAGCCCUGCCAGGGGCCCAACGUGGAGAUUGAAUUCUGCAGCCUGCAAGCCUGCCCUGGCUCUGGCAUGGAGUGGGGUCCCUGGUCACAGUGUUCUGUGCCUUGUGGAGGUGGCUACCAGAACCGCACGCGGGCCAGCACCGUCUUGCGCAGGAUCGACUUUGCUACCUGCAACCUUCACCCCUGCACAGGUGAUGUCCCAGGCCAUUGCCCAGAUGGCAGGGUGUGGCAGGAGUGCGCUGAGGGACCAGCCUCCUGCGCAGAGCUCAGCACGGAACCCAUGGCCAACAGGACCUGCCAGCCCGGCUGCUUCUGCCCCAGGGGGACCGUCCUGCUUGACAGCCUCUGUGUGCCCAAGGAGGAGUGCCCGUGUGCCCAGGAAGGGGUGCUGUAUGCCCCGGGAGAGCAGGUCCCCAAGGGCUGUGAGAACUGCUCCUGCAUUGCUGGCCAGGUGGGCAACUGCUCCCGGGAGGCCUGCGGGGACGUGAAUGGCCAGUGGUCUGAAUGGACCCCCUGGAGUGAAUGUUCGGCUGCCUGUGGACUGGGGCUCCAGAACCACUACCGCUUCUGCGUGAACCCCCCUCCAUCUGGGAUGGGAGUGCCCUGCCUCGGGCCGGAGCGCGAAGACAAGCCCUGCCAAGUCCAGCCGUGUGCCAGGAGUGGGGCCUGGGGGGAGUGGAGCCCUUGGACCGGCUGCACCGUCAGCUGCGGGGGAGGCCUGCAGAGCCGGAGGAGAGCCUGCGACAGCCCUGCCCCACAGAAUGGCGGGGACUACUGCGAGGGGCCCCCCACCCAACUGGAGGCCUGCCGCUUGGAGCCCUGCCCUGGGCUGGACUGCUCCGCUGUGGAGGGCUCCGUGUACAGCAGCUGCGGCCCCUCUUGCCCCCGCACCUGUGACGACAUCUCGCACUGCCUCUGGACCUGCGAGCCCGGCUGCUACUGUACCCAUGGGAAAGUACUGGACAGGAACGGCACCGCCUGCGUGGAGAAGCACAGCUGCCCCUGCCUGGACCUUCUCACCGGCCACCGGUACCUGCCCAGGCAGACCAUCCCUCGCACCGACGGCUGCAACACCUGCACCUGCUCCCAAGGGAAGCUCACCUGCACUAACCUGUCCUGCGCAGCUCCCGGAAGUUGGUGCGACUGGUCUCCCUGGAGCCCCUGCUCGAGGACCUGCGGCGGUGAGGUGGUGACUCGCUACCGUACCUGCGGUUGCCCCAAGCCCCAGAAUGGGGGCCCUGAGUGCGAGGGGACACAAGAGUAUCAUGGCGACAGCGGUGUGCAGCUGGAGAGGAAGGAGUGCCCCACAGCCAUGUUCUGUCCAGUGGACGGAGGCUGGAGUUCGUGGAGCCCCUGGACAGCCUGUGACGCCUGCCUGGGGGAGUCUGCACGGAGCAGGGAAUGCACCAACCCUCCCGCCCGCUUCGGGGGCCUGCCCUGCCCAGAGGAGGCCCGGCAGAGCCGUCCGUGCCACGAUGGCAUCGCUGUGUGCACAGACUGUGGCAAAGGCCAGGUGACCUUCCCAUGUGGCAAGCCCUGCCCGCGCACCUGUGAGGACCUGCACCCGGACACCGCUUGCCUGGAGAGCCUGCAGUGCCAGCCGGCGUGUGCCUGCCCAGAGGGGCAGCUGCUCCAGGAUGGGGCGUGCAUCUCGCCCACCCAGUGCCGCUGCAAAUACCGGGCCAGCUGGCUAGGUGCUCCCGAGAGCCGCAAUCUGUCUUCCUGGUCGGGCUUGGCUCCCUGGGAGUUCGCUGAGCCAGGAGAGGACAUCUACGGGCCUUGCCAGAACUGCACUUGCGUGGCUGGACACCUGCGGUGCCGCGUGGACCCCUCCUGUCACCUGCACGGAGGCUGGAGCACCUGGGGGCCAUGGUCCCCCUGCACGCAGAGCUGUGGGGAGGGAGUCCAGUUCCGCUUCCGCCAGUGCGACAACCCAGCCCCCCAGAAUGGAGGCCGUGGGUGCGUGGGCAGCGGGGAGCAGCAAGGAGCCUGCCCAAACCAGCAGAAUUGCCCAGAGGAGGAGGCCUGGGGGGAGUGGUCUCCGUGGGCCCCCUGCACUGUCUCCUGCGGUGGGGGAGAGCAAGUGCGCAGCCGCCAGUGUCGCCAGCCGGAGUGCCACGGCUUGACCACGCAGAGCAAGACGUGCAACACGCAAGUGUGCCUGGAGGUGGGCUGCCCAGUGGGACGUUUGUACCGGGAGUGCCUGAAGGAAGAGGGGUGCCCCUACAGCUGUGCCCACCUCACCCGCCAGAUGGACUGCUUCUCAGAUGGCUGCGAGGAGGGGUGUCACUGCCCUGUGGGCACCUACCACCACCGAGGGGCUUGUGUCCAGGAGUGUCCCUGCAUCGUGACCGAGGAGGCCCUGAAGAUGCUCUGGAACCACUCCUUUGACCCCAGCACUCUGGCUGCAGCCUGGAAGAGCUGGCUGCCUUCCCUUGGGGAGGAAGUGCCGCCAAACACCACCAUCCAUUCCGCCUGCAGCAACUGCUCCUGUCGCAAUGGACAGCUGGCCUGCGUUUUCUCCCUCUGCCCCGUGGAUGGAGGCUUCGCCCCCUGGAGCCUGUGGACCCCCUGCUCCUUGACCUGUGGGGGGCUGGGGAACAUGACCAGGUCACGCGACUGCAACAAUCCCUCGCCUGCCAAUGGGGGGAAGGAAUGCGUGGGCCCCCGCGUUGACAUCAGGUACUGCCAAGCACCAGAUUGCCAAGCUCUGGCUGGUCCCACAAAAGAGCCCGUCUCUGGCACUCCGGGCGCUGAGGAGGUCAGCUUCACCCCCUGGUCCCCCUGGACUCCCUGCUCUAAGACUUGCAGCGAUCCAGACCUCCCGGCCCUUAAGACCCGCAUGCGCUUUUGCCACGGAGGGGCCAACUGCACAGGAGAUGCAUUUCAGGAGCGAGAAUGCAACCUGCCCCAGUGCACAGACACGCCGCUGUGCCAGGGAGAGGAGUGCUUGGAUGUGAACUGCACCUGGAACCCCUGGUCCCCAUGGAGCGAAUGUUCCCGGACCUGCGGGGCUGGCCAGCAGCGGCGCCUGCGCACCUACAACCCACCCGGGCAAGGCGGGCAUUGGUGCCAGGACAUCCUGGUGGCCAACACUGAACGGCAUUUCUGCAACCUGCAGGCCUGCAAAGUGGACGGGGCCUGGGCCAAGUGGAGCCCCUGGUCCUGGUGUGACCGCAGCUGCGGCGGGGGACGCUCAGCACGCACAAGGACCUGCACCAGCCCCCCGCCCAAGAACGGAGGGCGGCCCUGCCCUGGCGAGAAGUUCCACGUGCGGGUCUGCAACCCUCAGCCCUGCGAAGAGGCCUGCCCGCUGGGGAUGCAGCUGACCGACUGUGCCAAUGAGUGUCCACGCCACUGCUGGGACCUCCAGGAAGGCAUUGUGUGCCAGGACGGGGAGGACUGCGAACCUGGCUGCCGAUGCCCAGACGGGACCCUGGAGCAGGACGGGGCCUGCGUCUCUCCAGACCACUGCGAGUGCACUGAUGCCCAGGGGCACAGCUGGGCACCGGGCAGCAUCCAUGACGACGGCUGCAACAACUGCUCCUGCACCGAAGGGCACCUCCUCUGCACCAACGACACCUGCCUCCCGGGCGGCUGUGGCUGGAGCCUCUGGUCCAGCUGGUCCCCUUGCAGCACCACCUGCGGGAGCAGCCGACACACCCGCUUCCGGACCGCCACGUCUGGUUCGUGGGACUCUGAGUGCCUGAAAGAGCAGCUGCAGACCCGCCACUGUGCCCCCGGCCCCUGCCCUCCGCUGUGCUUGCGUGAGGGCCAAGAGAUGCAGCUGGGGGGCACGUGGCUUCUGGGAGAGUGCCAGCAAUGCAUCUGCACCCCGGAGGGCAUCUACUGCAUGGACAUUGUGUGUGCAGUUCACGGAGCCUGGACCCCCUGGUCACCCUGGUCUGACUGCCCCGUCACCUGUGGCCACGGCACCCAGAUCCGCACCCGGGCAUGCAUCAACCCCCCGCCACGCAACAACGGCUCCUCCUGCCCUGGCUUGGACACACAGAUCCAGAACUGCACCGCCCUGCCUUGCCCAGGGGAUGCUCUCUGCCAGUGGUCCCCCUGGAGCCAGUGUUCGAGGUCCUGCGGCACAGGCUUGGCCGCCCGUACAGGGGUGUGUGCUUGCCCGCCCUCCGAGGCAGCUGGGGCUCCUUGCAGCCACGAGACCCGCCAGGACAUGCAGGCCUGCUACCUCCAGGCCUGCGAAGAGUGUCCCUGGAGCGCCUGGACGAGGUGGACGGAGUGUUCCUGCAGCUUCCUGGUGCAGCAGAGAUACCGGAACCAGCAGGGGUUUGGGCCGGACGGGGAGCCCUGUGUGGGCUUGGAUGGGCAGUUCCGCAUGUGUGACUAUUCCCAGUGCUCAGAGUCCAGCUGCGAGGCCCCCUUUGAGUUCCAGGCGUGCGGCUCCCCCUGCGACAGCCACUGCUCCACCCUCCAGCACCCGGAGCUCUGCCAGGACAUCCCCCAGUGCCUGCCUGGCUGCUACUGCCCACAGGGCCUGGUGGAACAGAACGGGGCCUGCGUCCCGCCCUCAGAGUGUGGCUGCCUUCACUUCAACCACUCAGAAGGUCCCGUGUACCUGGCGGCAGGAGACACAGUUUGGAUUGGAUGCAAGGAAUGCCUGUGCCAGCGAGGGAUGCUCCAGUGCAGCAGCGAAGGCUGCCAAGGACUCCUCCCGCUCAGCGCCUGGUCGGAGUGGACGCCCUGCUCGGCCUGCCUGCCCUGGACGGCCCUGAGCCCCAGCGCUGCCGCCGCCCUCCUGCCUGGGCCCGGCUCCUCCUCGGCCCCGGAGCUGCUGGUGUCGGUGCAGCAUCGCUACCGGCUGUGCCUGGACCCCCAGACGGGCGGGGCGUGGGCCGGCCCGGCUGCCCUGUGCUCGGCCGAGGUGGCGCAGGAGCGCCUCUGCCCCGACGACCCGCACGCCUGCCGAGAGUUGUGCGUGUGGGGCGCGUGGGGCCCCUGGAGCCCGUGCCGCCAGCCCUGCAGCGGGGGCUUCCGCCUGCGAGCGCGCUCCGCCCGACGGCCGCCCUGCCCGGGACCUCGAGCCCAGUCCCAGAGCUGCAACGCCGCGACCUGUCCGGGAGAAGCGUGUGAGGAUCGGGGCAAGGUGCACAACCCAGUGUGUGCCAACGGCUGCCCCCGUGGCUGCACGGACCUCUGGGACCACGUGGAGUGUCUGCAGGGAGAAUGCAAGCCAGGCUGCCAGUGCCCUGAAGAGAAGCUCCUGCAGGACGGGGCAUGCGUGCCAGUCUCCGCGUGCCGCUGUGGCCUCCCCACAGCCAAUGGCACCUUGGAGUACCUGCCUGGGCAGGCUGCUGAGCUGGAGUGUCACAACUGCACCUGUGUGAACGGCACCUUCGAGUGUCCGGAGGAAGAGUGUCCGUCCUACGGAGAGUGGUCCCCUUGGAGCUCCUGCUCAUCCAGCUGCGGAGGGGGGAAUGCCCUGCGACACCGCCCCUGCCACGAGACCCCCAGCGGAGCCCCCUGCGCUGCUGAGGCCAUGGAGGAAGUGGCCCAGUGCAACCCACAGCCCUGCCCAGGGGCCUGCCUGCUGAGCGAGUGGUCCGAGUGGAGCCCCUGCAGCGCCAGCUGUGGGGGAGGCACUUCUGAGAGGAGCCGCAGCCGAGUGCCCCCCCUGGAGGAGCCAUGUCCCUUCCCGCUGCUGCAACACCAAGCCUGCAACACACACAACUGCACCCCAGGAUGCCCAGGGGCUCAAGUCUUCAGCAGCUGCGCCAACGCCUGCCCCCAAACCUGCUCAGACUUGCGCCCAGGAACCCAGUGCCUGCAGGAGGAGUGCCAGGCUGGCUGCGCCUGCCCCUCUGGCCAGGUGAUGCAGGAUGGGGCGUGUGUCCCUGCGGAGGAGUGCCGCUGCUCGCUCAGCCUGGCCUCGCCCUUCCCCUGGACGGCCAACCUGUCGCGAGAGGAGCAGGCCCAGGAGUACCCGCCUGGCGCUGCCAUUCAGCAUGAGUGCAACAGCUGCGUCUGCCAGAACGGCACCUUCAGCUGCAGCCAGGAGCCCUGUGAGGUGCCAUGCCUUUGGUCCGAAUGGUCCUCCUGGGCACCGUGCUCUGUGACUUGUGGCACCGGGGAGCAGGUCUCCCGGCGGCAUCAGCUCCAGCAGCGCCUCUUCAGAGGAGCCGAAUGCGAAGGGCCUGCCGUGCGCCAGAAGCCCUGCUCCCUCUCGGACUGCGCCUGCCCAGAUGGAGAACUCUGGCUCCAGCCCAGUUUGGCCGGCCAGUGCGAGCGGAGCUGCGCCCAGAUCUACGAGGAGCCCCCCCAGAACUGCAGCAGGGUAGCCAAGGGGGGCUGUGUGUGCCAGCCUGGGCACUACCGGAAUGGCAGCGGGCACUGCGUGGUGGCCGCCCACUGUGAGUGUGAGCACGGAGGCCAGGUGUACUUGGCUGGUGCAGAGUGGCACGUGGGCUGUGAAACCUGCCACUGCUUGAACGGGAAGGCCACGUGUGGGGCAGGCUGCCCCCCACUCACCUGUCAUGAGGGAGAAGUGAAAGUGCAGGAUCCCACCAGCUGCUGCCCCAUCUGCAGGAAGGAGGUGCUGGAGGAGCCCCUGUCCUUUUGCCAGCACUACACGGAGCUGCGCAACAUCACCAAAGGGCCCUGCUUCCUGGCCGGGGUGGAGGUCAGCUUCUGCAGCGGGCGCUGCCCCUCCCACACCAACGUCAUCCCGGAGGAGCCCUACCUGCAGACCGUGUGCGACUGCUGCAGCUACCGCCUGGACCCCGUCAGCCCGGUGCGCAUCCUGAACCUGCAGUGCAAAGGGGGCGAGACGGAGCCGGUGGUCCUGCCCGUCAUCCGCAGCUGCGAGUGCAGCAGCUGCCAAGGUGGGGAUUUCUCCAAGCGCUGA